Molecule: messenger RNA, 1911 nt
Organism: Nelumbo nucifera (sacred lotus)
Lineage: Eukaryota; Viridiplantae; Streptophyta; Magnoliopsida; Proteales; Nelumbonaceae
Product: equilibrative nucleotide transporter 3-like
Biological process (GO): nucleoside transmembrane transport
Cellular component (GO): plasma membrane
Molecular function (GO): nucleoside transmembrane transporter activity
Source: RefSeq, a predicted model, not a curated record
CAAUUACUUUCAUACCUUAGAAUGUUUUCGGUCUUUCUUUAAAAAGAACUCGAUGAAGAUUGUCUCUACAACAGUACAACGAAACUCCCCAUGAGAAUCGUUUAUUGAUUCCGCCCAAGGAAACUGCCAGUCUGGCUACUGGUGGAGUCCAGCUCCAGCACGGAAUUUAUUGAGAGAUAAUCUCUCUGCCCAUCUUAUCCAUGUAUUAGACUUUCUCAACUUCUUCGAAACCGUUUCCUCGUUAUCGGUCCAUUUACAAGGAGAUUUCGGAAUUCCACAAGAACCAGGAAUCUCCACUCCCUUUGUCUUCUCUUCUCGACAGUAUACAGAUUACAGCCCUUCGAAAACAAGGCUGUUUGGAGAGGAGCAGACAUGCCAACGCCUUAUGGAAUUCAGGCUCCAGACAAACCUGAGGGGAAGAUUACUGCAAUCAUAGUAUGUUGGCUUCUUGGAAAUGGGUGCCUUUUCUCAUGGAACAGUAUGUUGACAAUAGAAGAUUACUAUGUUUACUUGUUUCCGAACUACCAUCCUACAAGGGUGCUUACCCUUGUUUAUCAACCUUUUGCACUUGGAACCCUUGCAAUAUUAGCAUAUAAAGAGGCGAAGAUUAAUACAAGAAGACGGAACUUAACUGGAUAUAUUCUUUUCUUCAUUAGUUCGCUAUUGGUAUUAAUUUUGGAUUUAGCUACAUCUGGCAAAGGAGGGAUUGGUACUUACAUUGGUAUAUGUGUGAUAAGUGGUGCCUUUGGAAUUGCAGAUGCCCAUGUUCAGGGCGGAAUGGUUGGGGACCUCUCUUUCAUGUGCUCUGAAUUCAUUCAGUCUUUCUUAGCUGGUAUGGCUGCAUCAGGGGCUUUAACCUCCGGUUUGAGGCUAAUUACGAAAGCAAUCUUCGAGAAUUCUAAGGAUGGCCUUCGGAAGGGUGCUAUUUUAUUCUUUGGCAUAUCAGCAUUUUUCGAGCUGCUAUGUGUUCUUCUUUAUGCAUUCAUCUUCCCCAAAAUUCCCAUUGUGAAGUAUUAUCGUUCAAAGGCAGCCUCAGAAGGAUCCAAAACCGUUUCAGCUGACCUUGCUGCUGGGGGUAUUCAAACAAAACCAAGCCAGGAUGAAGAAGAUCCCAAACGACUUGAUCGUCUGAGCAAUAAGCAGUUAUUUCUUCAAAACAUAGACUAUGCAGUUGAUAUGUUUCUAAUAUAUGUUCUGACAUUGUCAAUCUUCCCUGGGUUCCUAUCUGAGGAUACUGGAUCACAUAGUCUGGGUUCAUGGUAUGCACUUGUUCUGAUUGCGAUGUAUAAUGUAUGGGAUCUGAUUGGAAGAUACAUACCCCUCAUAAAAAGCCUGACUUUGAAGUCACGGAAGGGCCUAAUGGUUGUCGUCCUUUCUCGUUUCGUACUCAUCCCAGCUUUCUAUUUCACAGCUAAAUAUGGAGACCAAGGCUGGAUGAUUUUGCUUACAUCAUUCUUGGGAUUAACCAAUGGUUACCUCACCGUUUGUGUUCUCACUGCUGCACCAAAAGGUUACAAGGGACCGGAGCAAAAUGCCUUGGGGAAUUUGCUUGUAUUGUGUUUACUGGGAGGUUUGUUUGCAGGGGUAACACUUGAUUGGUUGUGGCUAAUAGGCAAAGGUUGGUGACAUUUGCACAUCCAUUACUCAAAGCGCUGCUUAAUGGAAAAAUUUUCAUGCCCAUGAUUGGCAAGGAAGUAUAUUCUUAGUUUCUUUUAAUAAAUAUAUUGAUGAAUGGUAGUUAUAGAAUGAGAAUCAUCACUUAGGCUAAUGUCCUACUUUUUUUUCCUGUUAUACCAUUGUUUGUGAACCAAAGGUCCAGUUGUAUAUAGUACCUUAAAAGUAAUUUUAAGAAGCUAUCAGAAUAGUGCGUAAUUUGUAACCUUGCAGAACAAUAAGUGCCUUUUUUGCUUU